AUCAGGAGAAAAACAACUCACAACAUCGCCACGAUGCUGCCGGCUAGGACGUUGGUCGGGAUGUUGUUUCUGGUGGCCGCCGUGAGCUCGGCGGCCGUUCCCGCGGCCACCGCCGAGGAGGAGAAAUGCGACCUGCCAGAGGAGAUGGUGCGCGAGAUCAGGUCUUACGCGCCCGUGGCAGACAAGAUAAUCAGGUUCGUCACCGAGGGCAAGUUCAAAGGCAGGACCUGGAACAAGCUGGCCGGCUUUGUCGACAAGUUCGGCUCGCGGAUCGCCGGCUCGCAGAAUUUGGAGAACGCCAUCGACUUCAUGCUGAACGAGUUGCGGAAGGAGGGCCUCGACAACGUGCAUGGAGAGGAGGUCACCGUCCCACACUGGGUCAGGGGAAGGGAAUCUGCCAAGCUGCUGGAGCCACGCAUGCAGACCUUGCCGAUUUUGGGGCUGGGCGGAAGCAUUGCCACCCCCAAGGAGGGAAUCACGGCAGAGCUCUUGGUCGUGGACAGUUUCGACGAGCUUCAUCACCAUAAAGAGCAGGCCAAAGGAAAAAUCGUGGUUUUCAACGAAAACUACACAAGCUACGGCGAAUCUGUGCGGUACAGGGAUUACGCCGCCGUGGAGGCUGCGAAGCUCGGAGGGGUUGCCACCCUCGUCAGAUCGGUGACGGGCUUUUCGAUUGGAAGUCCUCACACAGGCUGGCAAGAUUACGACUCGAAUGUCACGCAGAUUCCUACCGCCAGCAUCACAAUUGAAGACGCCCAAAUGCUGUCCAGGAUGUUCAAGAGAGGUGAAAAGCUGAAAGUGCGGCUGUACAUGGAGGCGAAGACCCUGCCGCCGGCCAAGUCACGCAACACCGUCGCCGAGAUCAAGGGGAAAGAAAAGGCGGACGAGGUGGUCCUCGUUUCCGGCCACCUGGACAGUUGGGACGUCGGGCAGGGGGCCAUGGACGAUGGUGGCGGAGCCUUUGUGUCCUGGCUCAGCCUGGCGGCCAUCAGGAAGCUCGACCUCAGGCCCAGGAGGACGCUCAGGGCAGUUCUGUGGACGGCCGAGGAGGAAGGACUCGUCGGUGCCGCUUCCUAUGUUGAGAAGCACAAAUCACAGGAAGGCAAGCUCAACUUUGUGAUGGAGUCCGACGAAGGAACUUUCACGCCGCAGGGUCUCGUCUUCUCCGGCUCCAAGACAGCUGGCUGCAUUUUGAAGGAGGUGCUCAAACUCACAGCCAGCAUCAACACAACCAAUUUCCGAAAAGAGAAAAACGUCGGCUCAGACAUCACGUUGUGGACUUCAAAAGGGUUGCCCGGCGCCAGUCUAAUGAACGCGGCCGAAAAAUACUUUUGGUUCCACCACUCGGCAGGGGACAUGAUGACAGUCGAGGAACCACGUGCCCUGGAUUUGUGCACCGCCCUCUGGGCCGUUUCCUCCUAUGUCGUGGCCGAUUUGAGCUUCGGCAUCCCAAGAAAUUAGAUUUCUGUUGAUCUAUUUUUGUUAUUGAUUUAAAAAACAGGUCUAAUUCAAAUAAAAUUAUUUAACUCAA
Messenger RNA from Cloeon dipterum, 1531 nucleotides. Its product is annotated as carboxypeptidase Q-like. The transcript has 7 exons. The record is from RefSeq and is a predicted model, not a curated record. Lineage: Eukaryota; Metazoa; Arthropoda; Insecta; Ephemeroptera; Baetidae. The coding region runs from base 34 to 1461 and encodes 475 amino acids. Gene Ontology annotation, biological process: peptide catabolic process; proteolysis. Gene Ontology annotation, molecular function: metallodipeptidase activity.